GUUUCCCUCCUAUUGUUUCCGACAUUACGUUGACCCUUCGAAAAAAAAAAAGUAAAGAAAAGAAAGUGAGAGAGAAAAUGCGAGAAAGCGAGGAAACUGAGAAAGUGAAGAAGAUGAAGAAACGAGAAAAAAUGAAGCACAUUUUUAAGAAGCUGCACAUAGGAAGCAGUAACGAUCCCGCUGAUAAUCAACGCGCAGCGUCCGAGAACUCUCCGGCGAGUCCUCCUACUACAACUAGUGCGUCAUCGUCCCCGGUGACCGCGGCGACUGUGCCUGUAACCUCGAGCACGGGUUUGAUUACGCCGUCAUCGACGGUGACUGCGACGAAUCGAGCGUCUGAUUAUAUGUUAUCGGAGGAAGAGUUUCAGGUUCAGUUAGCCCUAGCUAUAAGCGCUUCGAAUUCGGAGGAUCCGAAGAAGGAUCAGAUCCGAGAAACGGCUAUUUUGAGUUUAGGGAGUCAUCAUCGGAUGGAUUUGGGGGUAGGGAGGGAUAAAGAUGAUGUGGCAGCCGAGGUCUUAGCCAGGCAGUAUUGGGAAUACGAUGUGCUUGAUUAUGAGGAAAGAGUGGUGGAUGGUUUCUAUGAUGUAUAUGGGCUCUCCAGUGAAUCAGGAACCCAAGGAAAAAUGCCAUCUCUUACUGAUCUAGAAGCAAGUCUUGGAAAUUCUAGCUUUGAAGUUGUAAUUGUCAAUCGAACAAUUGACCCAGCCCUAGAAGAGUUGUUUCAAAUUGCGCACUGUAUUGCAUUAGAUUGCCCUUCUACUAAUGUUGGUAUCUUAGUGCAAAGGCUUGCUGAACUUGUAACAGGACAUAUGGGUGGACCUGUUAAAGAUGCUAAUAUAAUUUUGUCCAAGUGGAUGGAAAGAAGCACUGAGCUCAGAACAUCUCUUCAUACAAGUGUGUUGCCUAUUGGAUCCUUAAAUACAGGCCUCUCUCGACAUCGUGCUUUACUCUUCAAGGUGUUGGCAGAUAGCAUAAAAUUACCUUGUAAACUGGUAAAAGGCAGUCAUUUUACUGGUGUAGAGGAUGAUGCUGUAAAUAUAGUGAAGCUGGAGGAGGAAAGGGAAUUUUUGGUUGAUCUAAUGGCAGCUCCUGGUACACUUAUACCUGCUGACAUAUUAAGUGCAAAAGAUACUACUUUUAAGUCAUACAAUCCAAUAAUUAACAAUAUACCAACUCUUCAGUCAUCCGAUGAUGUUUACUCAAGAGAAAAGCCACUUAAAGGUGAAGGUAGCAGUCAACAUCCUAUGACUGAUAGCAGUAUGCCCGUUGACUGGGGUUCAACUUCUACAAGUGCUGAACCGUUGCCUUCAUUAUCAGGCCAAAGUCGUGAUUCUGGUGUUGGUUCUUCUGGAUUAUCCAACAGAGUGACCCCUAAUCAGUUAGACCAUCUUCCUUCGACUGCUAUUGGAACUUUAGUCUAUAAGGGGAGUCGUGGUGCCAAUGUAGUUGGUGAUGGCCUGAGGAUGAAUGUUAAUGUAGUGCCAUAUGGUCAGAGUAGUCAAGAUGACCCAAAAAAUCUUUUUGCAGAUCUUAAUCCAUUCCAGAUAAAAGGGGCCGGAAAAACUUCCCUCCAGAAUAAAUCUACAGAGAACAAUGUCGAUGAGUUUCAGAGACAACCAAAUAAUGUAGUGGGGCGACCUCCUGUACCAUUGAUGUGGAAGAAUCGGCCUGUUUAUAAUGAGGUUCCCCAGAAAAAGUACAACUAUAUGGAGGGUCACUUUCCAAAAAUCAAUCGUGAAUCUAAUGAUUUUAAUCAGUCAUCAGCAGCUUCCACCAGCUCUAAUAAACCUGAAAAGGUCUAUUCUCAUGGUUACAGGUCUCCUGGUGACUUCGAUAUGUUGAAUAGAGAUAAUAAAAUCAGGAAUUCUUUGUCUGAUACUAGCUCAUCUUUGGCAUCCCCUGCCACUCAGUUCAAUAGCUCACAACUGGCUGAGGAUGCAAGCACUAAAUUUAAGGAGGAUUAUCUCAGGAAUGAACAUGAUUUACAGAAUAACACAGGGGAUUUAGCUAAAGAGCAAGAUAAUGAGAUUGGUUCGCACAAUUGUAGAAAGAAUACCCAGGACAGAUACAUGGAAAAUAAUCUCAAAUUGAAGGAUCCUGAAAGUCCUAGCUCAUCCCUUGAUUCUGGCGUAGGUUCUUAUGGAUUAUCUAACAGAGUGACCCGUAUUCAGUUGGAUCAUCAACUAUUUGACGAUGUAGAUGUAGGUGAAUGUGAAAUUCCUUGGGAAGACUUGGAUAUUGGUGAAAGAAUUGGACUAGGUUCCUAUGGAGAGGUCUACCAUGCUGAUUGGAAUGGCACGGAGGUCGCUGUGAAGAAGUUCCUAGACCAGGAUUUUUCUGGUGCUGCUUUGGCUGAGUUCAAAAGAGAAGUACGAAUAAUGCGUAGACUACGUCAUCCAAAUGUUGUUCUUUUUAUGGGUGCUGUUACUCGCCCUCCGAACCUCUCUAUCAUUACCGAGUUUCUUCCUAGAGGAAGCUUAUAUAAGAUUCUUCAUCGCCCUCAUCCUCAAAUAGAUGAGAAGCGCAGAAUUAAGAUGGCUCUUGAUGUGGCGAGGGGAAUGAAUUGCCUACACACCAGCAUACCUACCAUUGUUCACCGUGAUUUGAAGUCUCCUAAUCUUUUAGUUGAUAAGAACUGGACUGUGAAGGUCGCUGAUUUUGGGUUGUCACGCUUGAAGCAUAAUACCUUCCUGUCAUCGAAAUCAACUGCUGGAACACCCGAGUGGAUGGCACCGGAAGUACUUCGCAAUGAGCCCUCAAAUGAGAAAUGUGAUGUUUAUAGCUUUGGAAUCAUUCUCUGGGAGCUCGCCACUUUGAGAUUACCUUGGAGUGGAAUGAAUCCGAUGCAAGUUGUAGGUGCAGUAGGUUUCCAGAAUCGACGCCUCGACAUUCCCAAGGAACUCGAUCCUUUGGUUGCAAGAAUAAUUUGGCAAUGCUGGCAGACUGAUCCGAGUUUGCGCCCAUCCUUUGCGGACCUUACGGUAGCUUUAAAACCCUUACAGCGGCUUGUUAUCCCAUUGCAUCAAGAUCAAUCAAGCUCCCCUAUGCCACAAGGGAUUUCAGUAAAUUCUACACCCUGAAAUCAAAAUACUCAGCUCCUCAAUUGUGAAUAAGAAGAAAAGUUCGCUGUAUGUUCCUUUCCCUUCACUUCAAUGAGGUAAUUACUGUAUUUAAAUUCUAAAAGAAAAGCUGCAUUUUUGAAGUGUGCAUGUUCAUAAUUUUGUCAAAAGAACAACUUUGUAAUGAAUAUAUGAGUACUCUUUAAAGCAAAGGAAAAUUGUUAUUAUAAA
Gossypium arboreum is the source of this 3290-nucleotide messenger RNA. RefSeq names its product serine/threonine-protein kinase EDR1-like. The coding region runs from base 78 to 3080 and encodes 1000 amino acids. The record is from RefSeq and is a predicted model, not a curated record. The transcript is spliced from 13 exons. Gene Ontology annotation, molecular function: ATP binding; protein kinase activity. Gene Ontology annotation, biological process: protein phosphorylation. Lineage: Eukaryota; Viridiplantae; Streptophyta; Magnoliopsida; Malvales; Malvaceae.